GCCCACGAGCUAAAGACCCGGACGGGAACAGCGGAGCUCACCAGUUCUGUUCUGUGUGUUUGUGUUGAGAUGCUAUGCGUCCGUCCCGGUCUCCGCCGAAGUUCACUCACGAAUACCUGAGUCUGAAGGACAUGGACAGAAACAGCUGCACGUCGAUGAACGUCUUCGAGUGGGCUUUGGAGGGCAACGUCCCGGCACUGGAGGGUCAGUCGGGUAACCUGAACACGAGGGACGGCGGCGGUGCCGCCCCGCUUCACUACGCCUCCUCCAAAGGCCACAUCCGGGUCAUCAACCUCAUCGUACGGAUCGCCGGCUCACAGGAGCUGGACGUUGCGGAUGAUGAAGGAAACACUCCUCUGCACUGGGCCGUUCAGCAGGAUCAGAGUGGAAGCUGUUCGGCUCUGCUGAGUCUCGGAGCGAAUCCGAACAUCCUGAACAAAGCGUCCCUCUCACCACUGCACCUCGCCGUCAGCCUCAGACACAACCACAUAGUGGAGCAACUCCUGACACACAGUGGGACGGAUGUGAACCUGGAGGACGAUCUGGGAAACUCACCUUUACUUCUGGCCGCGUCAGUGGACAACCAUGAGGCGCUUCUCAUACUGCACAAGAACGGCGCCAGGCUGUGCUGCCAGAACAAGCUGGGUCACUUCCCCAUCCACGCCGCCGCCUUCUCAGGAGCCAAGAGAUCCAUGGAGGUGGUUCUCCAAAAAGGGGAGGAGAUAGGCGUGCCCACUGAGAUACACAUAAACUACGUGGACAAAUCCACCAGCAGUCCUCUUCAUCUGGCCGUACGUGGAGGAAACCUGGAGGUCAUCAAGCUCUGCAUCGCUCACGGAGCCAAAAUCGACCAGCAGCAGUGUGAUAAAGCCACCGCUCUCCACUUUGCGUGCACUCAGGGAGCCACUGAAGCCGUGAAGGUGAUGCUCCAGGCGUACGAGAGAGUGUAUGACAUCGUCAACAUCACCGACGGAGCGUUCCAAACACCGCUGCAUAAGGCGGCCAUUUUUGACCACUACGAACUGGUGGAGUAUCUAAUCUCACAGGGCGCCGACAUCGACUCCACCGACUGUAAAGGCCACUCGCCACUGCUGCUAGCGACCAGCUGCGGCGCCUGGAGAAGCGUUAACCUGCUGCUGUCACACGGUGCUGAUCUGACGGUUAAAGACAAGACUGGGUGUAACUUCCUACAUCUCGCCAUCUUGCAGCCUCGAGGUCUGAAGAACCUUCCGGCAGACGUUCUGGAGCACAAGACUGUGAGAGAGCUGCUGAACGAUGAAGACUCAGAGGGCUGCACUCCUCUUCACUACGCCUGCAGGCUGGGAAUCCCUGACUCGGUGAAGAACAUGCUCGGCCUGGAGGUCUCACUCGACCAGAAGUCCAAGCAGAAGAAAUCGGCUUUACACUUUGCAGCUGAGUACGGGAGGAUCAACACGUGUCACCGGCUCCUGGAGACCAUGACAGACACACGUCUGCUGAACGAGGGCGAUGAGAAGGGCAUGACACCGCUACACCUGGCUUCACGCGGCGGUCAUGUUAAAGUGGUCGAGCUGCUCCUCAGGAAAGGUGCUCUGUUCCACAGUGAUUAUAAAGGCUGGACCUGUUUACAUCACGCCGCGGCUGAGGGAUACACGCAGACCAUGGACAGCUUACUCAUAUCCAACAUCAAGCUCCUGGACAAAACCGAUGGAGACGGAAACACAGCACUGCACUUAGCCGCACGAGCCGGACACGUCGCAGCGGUUCGCCUGCUGCUGUCGCGAGGGGCUCAGAUCCUGCUGAACCGGUGCGACGCCUCCUUCCUGCACGAGGCCAUACACAACGGGAGGAAAGACGUCACGAGCGCCGUGAUCGACAGCGACAGGUGUGAGGAGGCCAUCACAAUGUUUAAAGUGAAUUCAGCCAAACGCUGCGCUGUCCUGGACAUGAUCGAGUUUCUCCCCGAGUGCUGCAAGCAUCUCUUGGACAGCUGCAUUAAAGAGUCAGAGGAAGACGUGAACUCCUGCGGCUACUAUCUGGAGUAUAAUUUCCAGUGGCUUCAGCAGCCGAUACAGUACACUAAGGACAUGGACAAAUCGGAGAAAGAAGACGAAAACAAACCCCUGGCUGCCCUCAACGCCAUGGUGGAGUUUAAUCGUGUCGAGUUGCUGACUCACCCAGUGUGCAAGAAAUAUCUGGAAAUGAAAUGGCAUGCGUACGGUGUGAAAGCUCACUUGCUCAACAUGACCAUGUACACACUGGGAGUCUUCCCCCUGACCUACCUGAUCGUCCACCUGCGGCCCGAACUGAAAGUGGAGAAAAACGUGACGACCGUCAACAUGGUCACUAAACGUCUGGACGAGCAGUGUUAUUUCAUCACAACCUGCAUGUUCCUGGUCCUGGCGAUGAAUUUAUACGCAGUCGGUAAAGAAGUAGUGCAGAUGUUCCAGCAGAGGUUCAAGUACCUGCAGGACGCGUCGAACGUGAUGGACUGGGGCUCGACCAUCUGCUCCCUGCUCUUCGUCAUUCCUCUCCUGCUGAACGUGAAGAAAUCGUGGCAUUGGCAGGCCGGAGCUCUGGCGUCUCUCGGCUCCUGGGUCAACCUGCUCCUCUACCUGCAGAGGUUCCAGAGGUUCGGGAUAUACGUGGUGAUGUUUCGGGAGAUCUGCAAGACGCUGCUGAGCAUCAUUCUGAUCUUCGUCUAUCUGAUCCUGGCGUUCGCGCUGGCCUUCUACGCUCUGAUGAUCGAACAGAAACAUUUUGGCCGUAUGUUUCUGUCGCUGAUGCAGACGUUUGCCAUGAUGGCAGGAGAGAUCAACUACCAGGACAACUUCAUGAAGCCCUACAUGGCCAGACACCUUCCCUUCCCCGUGCUGACGUACUUCAUCUUCAUUUGGUUCGUCCUGCUUGUGCCGAUUCUGCUCAUGAACCUGCUAAUUGGUUUGGCUGUGGGAGACAUCGCGGAGGUGAAGAACAACGCCUGUUUAAAACAGAUAGGAAUGCAGAUUGAACUUCACACUAAUCUGGAGGAGCGCCUGCCUUCCUGGUUCGUGAAAAAAGUCGACCAGAUCUCCGUCAAGGAAUUCCCGAACAAGUGCUACAAAGGAAAAAGGUGGUUCUUCUGCGGAGGUGAAGUGAACAAAGUGAGGGCACGUCUGAGUUCCAGCACACGGCAGUGCACACAGCUGGAGAGAGAACUCACCAAACAGAAACACAGACUGAAGGACCUCUCCGAGUCCAUGGAGAAGCAGCACAACCUGCUGAAGCUGAUCGUGCAGAAGAUGGAGAUCAGCUCCGAGGCGGAGGAAAAUGACGGCCCUCGCGUCCUGCGUGACUUCACGCACAAACUCAGCGCCAGGAGCAAGUGGGGGCCGCUACUGCGCGCCGUUACAGCCAAGAGGAAGUGACAUCACGACUCGGGCGCUCGAGUGUGGCGUUUCACACCAGGGCUCGUCCUAUCGUGCUAGUCCUCCUUCGGGGCUGUUUAAGUAAUAUUGAUUUUUUUAAAUACGCGACAUCUACGGACACUGAAGUGAAAAUGAGCGCGGUGUUUAUUUUCCUCGCCUUCUUUCUGUUUAUUAAACUGAUGACGCGGUAAAAACUCCGACCGGGUCAGAAACAGCGCGACAUUUAUAAAACACACUCGAGUGUCACGUUUCACAGUCAACGAAUGACGGCUCAGGAUCCCUGUGGGUUAAAUUACUCAUUCGUUUUAUCGUAGUGUGGGAAACAGAACCGACUAAAGUUUAUUAGGAAAUAUUACAGACGGGUGCACACAGACAUUAACUACAGGAGUGCGUGGAAUUAGGAUAAACAAACAAACAAACAAACAAACAAACAAAAAAACCCCACAAACAUUUCUAAUUGACGGCUAUUUUUAGCUACAACAUCUAUUUUGGUAAUUAUUCAUCAAGCUGUCUUUAAUUGUUAAGUAGAUUUAACAACAAAACUUUCUCACAGCACAAAAACAAUCCGAAACCAAGUUUUAGUCAUAAUUCAAAAAGUUAUUUUUAACUUCUACAAAAAACACUAAACCAUUCGUCCUUCCACCAUGACGCCGAGUCCACGCUAUAACGCCCGCGACCGCCACAGACCUCGUCGCUCGUUUUGGAAAUAUUUCACGACUCUCUGGACUUUUUUGUUUCGCUCUUCAGCGGUGGUCUUUUCCUUUUCAUUCCAUUUUGCUCUGGAGAGGAAAAAAAAAAAAAAAAGACUCAGGGUUGAAAAAAAUUCGCAUAAAAACCCCCCCAAAAAAACCAAACGAAUAAAUAAAUAAUUCCGACCUGUUGUUGGUUGUCGCUCUCUCUGGGAUGACUGAGAGUGGGAGGAGUUGGAGUGGGCGGAGUUGGAGGAGGAGACAGGAAGUGACUUGUUCUGUUUACGCUCCGCCCCUAGACCCAAGUCAAGGGCCUGCCCUAAAGAAAUGAAGGGCGGGGCAUGCAUAAAGGGGGAAACAAUCUGUACAGAAUUUUGUUUUGUUUGUUUUUUGAAGAUUUAACCCCUCCCUGCUGGUGCUUCAUCCAUGCAAAAGCGCAAAUAUUAAAAAUGCGAGAGAAAACGCAAAUCAGCAAACACACGCAACGUGAAGGUUAGUCUUUAUGAUGACACAAAACCUGCACGUGUGUUAGUUAUUGACUCGAGCCCAAACCAAACGUCAACCAGUGCACGUUUUAUAAAAUGACAUCACGUUGAAAAAAACCCAAACACGUUGAGGUUGAAAUGCUUUCCACGUGUUCGUUUUUACAUUGUAUGUUGGGUGAAAUUUCGCGACUCGAACUCAAAAUCAGGGACAAACGCGGUCUCAGAACCCGGGGUGUGAAGGACUGCAACACGGGGCGGAGGGAAAAAGCAAACCGGUUUUUAUUAGUAGUAAUUAUAAUGUCAAAUGUUUUUAAUGCGUUUCCUUCAUCACUGCGCCGCCGCAAUUUGAAGCCACGUUUAUUAUUUUAAUCCGCGUCUGUUUUAUUUGUGCGAGUUCAUUUUUUAUUUCUUUUCAAAUGACACGCGUCUUCUUUCUACAGAAGAAGAAGAACAUUUAUUUAAAAUCACAGUUUUAACCCCGGUGUUCUGGCCGGAGCCGGAAAUACUCCGCCGUUAUACGUUCGGUGUCGCUAUAGAAACAGGUUCCGUUUCUCAGCCUGCGUUCACAUUACAAUGCGGAUAUUUCAGAUCUGUCCAUCUUGAAGGUUCACAUUCGUAACCGUCCCCUGAAACGCCCCACACGCACACACCUAUUUCUUGAGCACCUGUUUCCCUACACGACUCUUAACAUAAAUAAAUAAAUAGAUAGAUAGAUAGACUGAUUCCCCAGAUGUGAAGUGAACCACUAAUUUCCCCGUCCUUCCCCUGAAUAUCGUCCCUGCCGUCACUGUUUCUGUCCAGCAUUGUUUUUUUACUUAUCCGAUCUAGGACCAUAAACAAAAGCGGCUCAGGUAGGAUUUGUAGAGAAACGAAUCUUCUUAACGAGGCAGGGACACGGCAGCACAAUAACAUUCACUUUAGAAUCAUUUAAACAGAUUUUCAUCAAUAGCAAUGCCAAGUUAUGUUCAUUUGUUAAUAUGACGUUAGAGUUGAUUUGACAAUUUUUUUUCUUUUUCUUUUUACUUAAUCUGUCUCUGUAAGCAUUAAAGGAAAGUCUCGUCAGAUAGAGUUCAAUGUUUUUGGUUGAAUUUACUGCUGUUGUGCAGACAGUUUGUUUGUUAGAUAAAUCAUACCUCAUGAUGCGUAUCGUAGAAAUGUCGAGUAUCAUGAUGUGAUAUUUUUGGUCAUAUCGCCCAGCCCUACGUUUGAGUCACUGAUACAGAUGGGCCAAGGACAUCAGAUAAGGUUCAAAUAAAUGUUAAAAAAAUGAUAAUAUUUGAAUAAAAUUUAAACUUGAGAUUUGA
Messenger RNA from Ictalurus punctatus (channel catfish), 5864 nucleotides. RefSeq names its product transient receptor potential cation channel, subfamily A, member 1a (gene trpa1a). The transcript has 28 exons. The record is from RefSeq and is a predicted model, not a curated record. Gene Ontology annotation, molecular function: monoatomic ion channel activity; protein binding. Bases 75 to 3386 code for a protein of 1103 amino acids. Gene Ontology annotation, biological process: transmembrane transport; monoatomic ion transport. Gene Ontology annotation, cellular component: membrane. Lineage: Eukaryota; Metazoa; Chordata; Actinopteri; Siluriformes; Ictaluridae.